CGGACCCGGACCCGGACCCAGCUGUGUGUCCUUGAAGAGCGACGACUCAAUGGACUUUUAUAUGAACUUCAAAGGAGAGCAACAUUCUGCUGUAAAUAGGGUCCAUCAGAAAAGACACUCACUGGAACAUGAACCCAGCUGUUUGUCCUUGAAGAGCGACCGGUCAAAGGGCUGGUUAAUUACCUUUAAAGGAGACCAACAGUCUUCUUCAGAGAGAGUGGACCAGCAGAUCUCAGAGUCCCCCAGCGGUCCGUCUGUCCAGCAGCAUCAGACACAGCUGGACUCCGUCUUUCAGCUGCUGGAGGACAACAUUGUCAUGUUUGUGAAGAACGAGCUGAAGAAGAUCCAGAAGGGUCUGAGUCCAGAUUACCCAGAAUCCCUAGAGCAUCUGUUGCAGGGUGGGGAUGAAGAGCAGAGGAGGAGCAGAGAUGCGUUUGUGAAGAUCACAGUGAACUUCCUGAGGAGAAUGAAGCAGGAGGAGCUGGCUGAGCGUCUGCAGAGCAGUUCUUUUGCUGCAGUUUGUAAAAAGCGGCUGAAGUCUAAGCUGAAGAAGAAGUCCCAGUGUGUGUUUGAGAGGCUUGGUAAAGCAGGAAACCCAACCCUUCUGGAGCAGAUCUACACAGAGCUCUACAUCACAGAGGGAGGGACUGGAGAGGUCAACCAUGAACAUGAAGUCAGACAGAUUGAAGCAGCUUCCAGGAAACCAGACGGAGCAGAAACAACCAUUAGACAGGAAUACAUCUUUAAACUCCCACCUGGAAGAGAUGGACCAAUCAGAACGGUGAUGACGAAGGGAGUGGCCGGCAUCGGAAAAACAGUCCUAACACAGAAGUUCACUCUGGACUGGUCUGAAGGCAGAACCAACCAGGACAUCCAGUUCCUGCUUCCAUUUACCUUCAGAGAGCUGAAUGUGCUGAAAGAGAGAAAGUUCAGCUUGGUGGAACUUGUUAAUCACUUCUUCACUGAAACCAGAGAAAUGUGCAGCUUUGAAGAGUUCCAGGUCGUGUUCAUCUUUGACGGUCUGGAUGAGAGUCGACUUCCUCUGGACUUCCACAAUAAUGAGGACCUGACUGAUGUUACAGAGUCCACCUCAGUGGAUGUGCUGCUGACAAACCUCAUCAGGGGGAACCUGCUUCCUUCUGCUCGUCUCUGGAUCACCACACGACCCGCAGCAGCCAAUCAGAUCCCUCCUGAGUGUGUUGACAUGGUGACUGAAGUCAGAGGGUUCACUGACCCACGGAAGGAGGAAUACUUCAGGAAGAGGUUCAGAGAAGAGGAGCAGACCAGAAGGAUCAUCUCCCACAUCAAGACAUCACGGAGCCUCGACAUCAUGUGCCACAUUCCAGUCUUCUGCUGGAUCACUGCUACGGUCCUGGAGAACGUCCUGGAAACCAGAGAGGGAGGGGAGCUGCCCAAGACCCUGACUGAGAUGUACAUCCACUUCCUGGUGGUCCAAGCCAAACUGAAGAAGGUCAAGUAUGACGGAGGAGCUGAGACAGAUCCACACUGGAGUCGAGAGAGCAGGAAGAUGGUGGAGUCUCUGGGAAAACUGGCUUUUGAGCAGCUGCAGAAAGGAAACCUGAUCUUCUAUGAACCAGACCUGAGAGAGUGUGACAUCGAUAUCAGAAAGGCUUCAGUGUACUCAGGAGUGUUCACCCAGAUCUUUAGAGAGGAGAGCGGCCUGUACCAGGACCAGGUCUUUUGCUUCAUCCAUCUGAGUGUUCAGGAGUUUCUGGCUGCUCUUUAUGUGCAUCAGACCUUCAUCAAGUCUGGAAUCAACCUGCUGGAAGAACAAAGAAACACCUCCUGGUGGUUUAAAACCAGAGCAGAGACUGACCUCUAUCAGACAGCUGUGGACAAGGCCUUACAGAGUCCUAACGGACAUCUGGAUUUGUUCCUGCGCUUCCUCCUGGGUCUUUCACUGGAGACCAAUCAGACUCUCCUACGUGGUCUGUUGGAACCAAAACAAAGAAGUUCACAGAACAAUCAGGAAACAGUUAAAUAUAUCAAGAAGAAGAUCAGUGAGGAUCUGUCUGCAGAGAGAAGCAUCAACCUGUUCCAUUGUCUGAAUGAACUGAACGCUGGUUCUCUGGUGGAGGAGGUCCAACGGUCCCUGAAGUCAGGACGUCUCUCCACAGAUAAACUGUCUCCUGCUCAGUGGUCGGCUCUGGUCUUCAUCUUACUGUCAUCAGGAGAUCUGGAGGUGUUUGACAUGAAGAAGUUCUCAGCUUCAGAGGAGGUUCUACUGAGGCUGCUGCCGGUGGUCAAAGCCUCCAAGAAAGUUGUGUUGAGUAACUGUAACCUCUCAGAGAACAUCUGUCCACUUCUGUCCUCAGUUCUCAGCUCUCAGUCCUCCAGUCUGACAGAACUGGACCUGAGCAACAACGACCUGCAGGAUUCAGGAGCAGCUGCUUGUUUGUUCUCUCCAUCAGAUUCCUGUCAACUCACCAUCGACACAAACACAGUCAACAACGACAUCAAACUGUCUGACAACAACAGGAAGAUGAUGUUGGUGAAGGAGGAUCAGUCAUAUCCUGAUCAUCCAGACAGGUUUGAUUACUAUCAGCAGCUGCUGUGUAGAGAAGUUCUGACGGGUCGCUGUUACUGGGAGGUCCAGUGGAGCGGAGGUGUUUCUGCAUCAGUGAGUUACAGAAGAAUCAGCAGGAGAGGAAACUCUGCUGACUGUAUGUUCGGAGGAAACAAUCAUUCCUGGAGUCUCGACUGUUAUCAAGAUGGUCGGUACCGUGUCCGUCACAAUAACAGGGAAACAUCCAUCACCUCCUCACAUCCACCUCCAUUCUCUGGCAGACUAGCAGUGUACGUGGACGUUCCUGCUGGAACUCUGUCCUUCUAUGAAGUCGUCUCUGACAGACUGAUCCACCUCCACACCUUCAACACCACCUUCACUGAACCUCUCUGUGCUGGAUUUGGAUUCUGGUACCGGUUUGGGUUUGGUUCCUCAGUGUCUCUGGGUCCAGUUUAG
Molecule: messenger RNA, 2983 nt
Organism: Cololabis saira (Pacific saury)
Lineage: Eukaryota; Metazoa; Chordata; Actinopteri; Beloniformes; Belonidae
Product: protein NLRC3-like
Exons: 7
Coding region: 50-2983 (977 amino acids)
Molecular function (GO): protein binding
Source: RefSeq, a predicted model, not a curated record